Messenger RNA from Rhinolophus ferrumequinum (greater horseshoe bat), 2520 nucleotides. RefSeq names its product pyroglutamyl-peptidase I (gene PGPEP1). The coding region runs from base 72 to 590 and encodes 172 amino acids. Gene Ontology annotation, cellular component: cytosol. The record is from RefSeq and is a predicted model, not a curated record. Gene Ontology annotation, molecular function: pyroglutamyl-peptidase activity. Gene Ontology annotation, biological process: proteolysis. The transcript is spliced from 5 exons. Lineage: Eukaryota; Metazoa; Chordata; Mammalia; Chiroptera; Rhinolophidae.
GUGGCCGGGCGGCGGCGGCGGAGGACGCGCCAGUUCGGACUCAGGCGGGUUUGAGGUGCAGCCGGAGCGCCAUGGAACAGCCCCGGAAGGCGGUGGUAGUGACGGGGUUUGGUCCUUUUGGGGAGCACACUGUGAAUGCCAGCUGGAUUGCAGUCCAGGAGCUGGAGAAGCUGGGGCUUGGUGACAGCGUGGACCUGCAUGUGUAUGAGAUUCCUGUCGAGUACAAGACUGUGCAGAGGCUCAUCCCCGCCCUGUGGGAGAAACAUAGCCCGCAGCUGGUGGUGCAUGUGGGUGUGUCAGGCAUGGCGACCACAGUCACAUUGGAGAAGUGUGGGCACAACAAGGGCUACAAAGGGCUGGACAACUGCCGCUUUUGCCCUGGCUCCCAGUGCUGUGUGGAGGACGGUCCUGAAAGCAUUGACUCCAUCAUCGAUAUGGACGCUGUAUGUAAGAGGGUCACCACGUUGGGCCUGGAUGUGUCGGUGACCAUCUCACAAGAUGCUGGCAGGAAAAUCCUGCCCAAGGUGACCAUGUCUUCUGUCCCCAACAGAGGGUGUGGCCCCUGCACUCUCAGGAUGGCUUCUCCCUGACCCCCAGAGUCCCUGUGAGUGCCUUGUCCGAAACCCCCAUGCCUGGGAACCCAGGCUGGGAAAAUGUCUGCUAGACUUUGCUGGGGGCUGGGCCCUGGGAGACCCCAAAUUUGACACCCCCCAAAGCAAAUAAAUUAGUUGAGAUAUGUGAUUUCUUGCGUGCCUUUGUGAGAAAUUGGCAUCCCCCAGGGUCACCCUCAGCCUGGGUGCGUCAGUGGGCAGAGGGGCUCCAAACCACCAGGAUUUCCGUCCUUGGUGUGUGACCUGGAGCUCAGUUUGUGGUGGUUGCUACAAAUAUGCUGAAUGAAUAACAACGAGAGGAUUUCUGUACAGUUCUCCCUCUUCACAUCCACUGCCUUUGCUGAGUAACUUGCCUGUGAUCACACAACAAGGGGAAGGGCUCUGGGAUUUGAAUCAUUGUGUAGACCCCUAGCGUGUGAAGAAUUCCCACUCCCACAACCCUGUGAAGGGGUGCCAUUACCACUUGUUACAGAUGGGGAAACGGAGGCUCUGCCAGUUGAAGCCCCUUGUCCCACAUGACAUGGCCAGGCAGAGAAAGUGCUAGAAUGUAAACCCAGGCUGGCUGCUCUGAAGCUGAGCAGAUUGAAGAUUAGAAACAGGACUCAGUCCUUCCACAUAUCUGUCCUCAGCAGGAAUGAGUGGCUUUCAAAGAAGAAACUUUUGAAACCAAAGGGGUUUCAGCAAUAACGACCAUGUCUUGUCUCGGGGACCAUCAGUCCCAAGGGAGGGAACGCCUUUUCAAAGUCCCAGGGAUCCAGGGUUUUUGCACCCCCAAGAGAGAGUGUCCACGGUUAGUGGUUUUGCUCCUAAAGCCACUCUUUCCCUGGCCCCUGGAUGUGGCUGCAGUCCCAGGAGCUCCAUCUACAUGCUCCUGUGAUAUUCUGUGUGUCCCUUUCAGAUGGGAGAAUCCUUUCCCCAAAUUCUGGAAACGUCCCCUAGCCUCCUUGGCCCAUGGGAACCCCUGCCUCCCCUUGGCUGCUCUGCCCAGGAAAAGCCCCAAGGACUCCCUUGUGUUGCAGGCCAAGAGACAAUGCUGUGUGGAACGGGCAGUGGGUGAUGUGUGGAGGGGUGAGGGAGAGGUAACAGGGCUGACGGCUCAAGGCCUCGGGGCCUGGGGGAGAGGUCUGCAUGUUAUUCUACGGGCCACGAGAAGUCGGGAGGGCUCACUGUGCUUCCGUGAGCUUCGGUUUCCCUGUACUCUUGGAGCUUUUGUAGAAUUCAGUGAGACUCUGCUUUUAUAGCCCUUAACUAGUGGCACAUAGUAGUUGCUUAAUAAAUGCAAUUAUAUUUCUUCCUCCUGGAAGCUCUCCUGUCUGUCCAGUUUCCUCCUCUGGCUCCUACAACUGCCUAGGUGCCCCCCAACCAAGUCACAUACUCUGGGUAGUAACCGACUGAUUCCAUGGGAGCUGGGGAGGGCGAUCGGGUCUGCCUGGGGUCCCCUGUGUCCUUUGCACCCAGCACAGCGUUGGGUGCAAAAUAGGUGUGCAAUAAACUACGGCACCAAGAGGAGAGGGCUGAGUGCUGGAUGUUCCAACCUGUGGCCAGCAGGGGGCGCAGGGAGGCGCCGGAGCCUCCUGGGAGCAGAGGAUAAGCCGCCUUCGGGGCCAGGCUUCUCCUCCAGCCCCGGCCCCUACCCCGCCUCUUCCCUGCCUCUAGAGCCCCAUCUCCUAGUGGCUGAGCUAGUUAGGAAAUGCCUACUGAGCUGUGCCCUGGGCUGGAGACACACCAGGGAUCCAGCUGUGAUGGGGACACAGUCAGCUGAGGGAUGCAAGGCAGAUGGGGAGAGUUCAUUUGAGGGUAACGCUCAGAGAGGCCGCGCUUGGCUCCAUUCAACAAUUUCUUUCAGCUUCUGCCUGGACAUUCUCAGUCUUAAUUUGAGGUGAGGGUCUGGGACACCAAUCUCACCCUU